Messenger RNA from Exophiala spinifera, 2808 nucleotides. RefSeq lists its product as uncharacterized. Gene Ontology annotation, molecular function: lyase activity. Bases 1 to 2808 code for a protein of 935 amino acids. The transcript has a single exon. The record is from RefSeq and is a predicted model, not a curated record. Lineage: Eukaryota; Fungi; Ascomycota; Eurotiomycetes; Chaetothyriales; Herpotrichiellaceae.
AUGGAAGCCGAAAGUUCAGAAGACCAGAUCUGCAUCCCUGCGACGCUGAUGCGCGGAGGUUCGAGCAAAGCUGUGUUCCUGCACGCCACGGACAUUCCGCCACCCGGGGGGAAGCGAGACAGACUCCUGAAACGUAUCAUGGGCACGCCCGAUCCACUCCAGAUCGACGGCAUGGGCGGAACCAAGGCCGUCACAUCCAAAAUGGCCAUCAUAUCAGCUUCGGACCGUCCGGAUACCGACGUCGACUACACGUUUGUGCAGGUGGCGGUCGCGGACAACGAGAUCCAGUAUAAUCUCAACUGCGGCAACAUUUCGGCCGCGGUGGGUCCUUGGGCCAUUGAUGAAGGGUUGAUCAAGGGAUUCAGGAACGGAAGAAAACCGCCUACAGAUCCAGAAAUAGUUAGCGACUACUCGAACGGCGUAGACAGUAGCGUCUUGUUGACACGCGGGCCGCGAUAUCAAGAGAUCCGGAUCUACAACACCGGCACUGGCAAGAACAUGAUUGCGCACGUCCCUAUCGGCCCAAAGGGCCGCAGUGUUUCCAAGGGAGACUUCAAGAUUGCGGCCGUGCCUGGUUCCGGGGCUCCGAUCAUGCUUGACUACCGCGAAACUAUCGGUGCGGCGCUGAACCGAGGACUCUUGCCCACCGGCAACGUCACCGACGAGUUGCGAAUGAGCAACGGACAGACGGUGAAAAUCACCAUGUGCGAUGUUGGGAAUCUCUGUGUGUUUGCUGCGGCCAGAGAUUUAGGUGUCAGUGGAUACGAAUCUGCCGCCGAGCUGACAGGGAACAAGGCCCUCAUCCAGGCGGCCAAGGAACUACGAGGUCGCGCCGCCGCGUUGGCAGGCAUGUGUCGGAAUUGGGACAAAGUUGAUGAGCAGUCUCCCUUUGUCCCGAUGCCAGUGCUUGUGGCGCCGCCUCCUUCGGUUCAUCCUGAGGCCCACGUCUCGGGCCGCCUGUUUCUGGACAACAUGUGCCACGAGAGCAUGGCCGGUACGGGUUCGGUGUGCUUCGCCGCCUGCAGUCGGAUCAGAGGGUCUGUGGUGUUUGAUAUUGUGGGUGAAAAGGCAGGCUGGCGAGGCACCUUCAAUAUUGCUCACCCCGUUGGCGUGAUGCCUGUUGCGGUGGAAGUUGAAGAGUCCUCCACCGAUAGGGGUAACCCCAAAUUUCUGACCUUGUCGUUCAUCAGGACGGCAAGAAGGCUCAUGGACGGCCGUAUCUAUGUACCCACAGAAACCCUUGACGACGCAGCAGAGACAAAUGGCCAUGCUCCACCGAACGGGACGCUGACAGUCUCCUCGGACAAUCAUGCCCUUAGUAACAGCGACCUUGCUACUAUCAACGGAGCUUCUACACAUACAAAGACGGUAACAUCGAGCCCGGCAGCCCAAAACACCCCAGUCACCCAACUUUUCGCUGAUUUCGCCUCUCGCGCCGGAAUGGGGGAAGUUGAACUGAACCCGUUUCUCAAGUCUCGAUUGAGAGAAUACCUCAUCGACUAUAUUGCCGUUACGGCAGCGGCAGCGCACGACUGCGUGUCCACACCCGCAAUCCUCAAUGCAGUGAUGGCGCUGGGAGGCCAUGUAUAUGGCUCCAACACGGUCGUUGGCAAAGGAAGAAAAUUCACGCCCCAAUACGCCGGACUCCUGAAUGCAACAUUUGGCCACUCAAUGGAUUUUGACGACACAUACGCCGAAGGCACGCUGCACGCGGGUGUGACUGCCAUCUCGGCCGGACUGGCGCAAGCAGAACUUCUCGGGCCCCAGACGACGGCAACCCAGUUCUUGACAGCGGUCGCAGUAGGCUACGAAGUCACCUGUCGACUCGGCCGAGAACUAGGGAACGAAGCAUAUGCCCGAGGCAUGCACAACACCUCGACGGCCGGAAUUUUUGGAGCGGUCGCAACAAUUGCCGUUCUCAAGCGGCUUGAUUCGAGUACUAUUGAAAAUGCAUUCGGCCUUGCGGUGUCCAAGGCAGCUGGGUCGAUGCAGUACCUCGAGAACGGCAGCUGGAACAAGCGACUUCAUCCCGGGUUCGCCGUUCACGAUGCAUUCGUUGCCAUCGCUCUGGCCGAGAGUGGCGUACUCGGGGCCGCGAAGGCUUUCGAAGGCACGUUCGGGUUCUUGCACGCAUACUCCCCGAAGGAAUACAAAGACCUCGACCGCCUUACGCGCAAUUUGGGCGCGGAGUGGGUCUUUACUGAGACGUCGUUGAAGCCGUUCCCAGCCUGUCGGAUGACGCAUGGCUGUAUCGAGAUGGCCAGUGCCGCGGCGGAGAGUGAUUCUAAUAGAUCGAAGCAGAUAGAGAAGAUGACCGUUUGGCUGAGCUCGAACAAUCUCAGUGUCGUGGGACAGCGAACACAGUCCAAACUCCGGCCACAGAACGUCGUCGACGCACAGUUCUCCGUCUUCUUCCAGACGGCGCACGCAUUCCUCUACGGCAUGAACGUGGGGCCGGCCAUGUAUUCAAGAAUAGACGAUACGGAGGUACAGAACCUCGCACAGAAGAUCGAAUGUGUGGUUGACGAGAAGUAUAAGGGUCGCCAUGGCAUGGGUUCGAGGCUGAGGAUAGACUUCACGGAUGGAACAAGCGAUGAGAGGGAAAUGCUGUCACCACUCGGUGAGAAUGAGCAUCCCUUCACUAGAGAACAAAUCGAUGCUAAAGCACUUGGCAUGCUGACACCCGUCUUUGGAGAGGUGCAGGCGGCAAGGAUUAGAGAUGUCGUGGAUGGUAUCGAGGAGGGGACAGUUGUCGAGCUGUCGGAAUUGUUGGAAUUGCUGUGCUAUUCCCUCGAAAUAGAGAGAUAG